Klebsormidium nitens is the source of this 2105-nucleotide messenger RNA. The record is from the annotation of a GenBank genome assembly. Lineage: Eukaryota; Viridiplantae; Streptophyta; Klebsormidiophyceae; Klebsormidiales; Klebsormidiaceae.
UCCACCUUCCAACACAAAUUGGAAGUAAAUAGUAGCUGGCGCAUGCUGCCCCAGACCAAGGAUACCCUCAACUUCAAGUUUCAAUGGCUGCUCAGCGAAGGCGCCAUUUAGGAACACCCCUGAUGGUUCGCUAACAGGGCCUCACGAGGACCCCUUGUUGGCCUCCUCGCAGCCCCCCUGGCGUGCACCCCCUCGCUCCUCAAAAUGGAGCCCAAGAGCGUCAUCGACGGGCUGGGGGAAGAGAUCACUGCGAUCGUGACACCUGUCUCCAUCUGCAUGCUGGUGGUGGUCUGUCUGGUGCACGGGCUGACCCCCCACGGGUCAGACAGUGGUGUGUCCCCUUUCAUCGCCACCUCAUUCUACCACGAAAAGAGCACCGACUCGGCAGAGACAAAGCUGGGGGGGGCGCUCCUGAACGCGCUCAUUUUCAUCGUGGCGGUGGCAGCAAUCACGUUCGUGCUCGUGGCGCUGUUCUACUUCCGGUGCACUAAGGUCAUCUGGGGCUACAUGGGCUUCUCCGGCUUCACGAUCCUGGCCCUCCUCGGCGGCAUCCUCGGGAUCCAGAUCAUCCAGGCCGCGAGCAUCCCUCUCGACAUCAUCACCUUCUCAAUCGUCCUCUGGAACUUCUCAGUUGUGGGCGUUCUGGCCGUCUUCUUCUGGAAGAUGCCCAUCUUCCUGAAACAGGGUUACCUCGUGUUUAUCGGCGCCGUGGUUGCGUUCUGGUUUACGAAGCUCCCGGAAUGGACCACCUGGACUGUACUAGCUGCGAUGGCGCUCUACGACCUGGCCGCGGUGCUGGCGCCCGGGGGCCCACUCAAGUUAUUGGUGGAGAUGUCCAUCGAGAGGGAUGAGGACAUCCCCGCAUUGAUCUACGAGGCGCGGCCCACGUCGCUCUCCCGGGGGGAGGCCAUGACGGGCCGAGGCCGGCAGAACGAGUCAGAAGCCGCGCCUGGCAGGCGACGGCGGCAACAACGCUCUGGAGGUGCGGACGAUGGCAUAGAGCAGCUAGCUGUUGCCACGCGAGACUCUGGAGCGAGCGACCCUAGACCUAGCUCGUCUUCAGCGAAUGGCGCGCAAUUGUCAAGCACAUCAAACAACAACAGGGCAGCAGGCUCUGGAAGUCAAGGCUUGUUAGCGGAGACGAACGCCCCAGAGAGCCAGGAACUAACACGGUUAGGGGCAGGUACGUCGUCAAGUCGCGGGCAGGUUAGGGCAGAACAGUCCGCGGUUAGUGGGCGGUUAAGAGGCAGACGAACGGGAUCCGAACGGACGGCUAACGAGGGUUUACCCGGGUCAGGGAGCCAAGGAGAGAUUGAUGAGGGGGAGAGUGCACCGCUGGUGGGGGGGACGCAGAGAGGGGGCGCGGAGGGGGGGGAAGAGGAGGCCCGAAGCAGCGGAGAAGGGGAAGAUGGGCUGGGGUAUGAUGAAGAGGAGUGGGGCUUGCCGGAUGCGAUAAAGCUGGGCCUGGGCGACUUCAUUUUCUACAGUCUCCUGGUGGGCCGAGCCGCGAUGUACGACCUGAUGACCGUGUACGCGUGCUACCUGGCGAUCAUAGCCGGGCUCGGGGCGACCCUGGUGCUGCUAGCUGUGUACCGGCAUGCUUUGCCAGCUCUGCCCAUCUCGGUGGCCCUAGGAAUGGUGUUCUACUUCAUGACACGGAUUGUGGUGGAGCCGCUCGUUGUUGGACUCGCCACGAACCUCCUAUUCUUUUAGCAGUCAACAAAAGAAAGACCUAGGAUCUGCUAACACAUGAUGCUCGACUGCUUGAAUCAGUGAGGUCUGUUCCCUGUCUGUGAUAGUACGUUAAAUUUACUAGGCGGUCGGGUUCGAGGUUGCUCAAUGAACAGUCUGCGGAAGAGGUACAGGAGUAAUGCUCAGGGGCGAAGAAAGUGCUACCACCUCAUGCUAUGAGUGACCCGACAGUCAUAGAGCUGUUCGAGAGCUUGAUGGUCGUUGCGUUUGCAGUCUUCGAACGCACAUUAUGUCCGUAUAUGUCCAGAUCAUAUGGCCCCACCCAGCACGGCCAUGUAGGUAAACCUCUAUCGACCUGCAAAUUAACUAAUUGUACGUCGACUCAGAUCGAUUCGCUGACCGCACCGUUGUCC